Messenger RNA from Brassicogethes aeneus, 2043 nucleotides. The record is from the annotation of a GenBank genome assembly. Lineage: Eukaryota; Metazoa; Arthropoda; Insecta; Coleoptera; Nitidulidae.
CUAAUAAAAAAUGGUAGGGAAUCCCAAAACUAUUUUUAGCUCAAUAAAAACCGACUUUUCUCGGAAGCCAUUAACAUUGAAAAUGCUAAGUUGACUGAUGAUUUUAAAUACGUAUACUCUGAUAGCAGCAAGACCAAAAUAUUGUGGGAACGUCUGGAUAUAAAAGAAAACAAAACCGAUAAGAAUUAGUGUAGUCAACGCUCACAUCAAAUGCUGUAGUUAAACUGUUCUAGAUUAGAAAUAUCCGGCCACACAACUACUUGAACAUGUGUUGUGGAUUUUAAAGUGUGAAAUUGUGAUUUAAUUUAUGUUAUUUUGUUGUAUUAUUUUUCGUGUAAAUUAGCAGUAAAAAUGAAUAACACAGAGGAAAUUAAAGAAAACGGGAAAAAAGUGCAACAUUACUAUGAGGAAAACUAUGUGGAUACCUAUUUUUCGGAUAACAAAAUCAAAAUUCCAGAUGAAAAAGAAGAAACAUUCAGUUUUCGAAAAUUAUGGGCGUUCACCGGCCCAGGUUUUCUAAUGUCCAUAGCCUAUCUGGACCCAGGGAACAUUGAAAGCGACCUGCAGUCUGGUACCAUAGGAAAUUUCAGGUUGCUGUGGGUACUUUUUGGGGCUACAAUAUUAGGAAUGGUUAUGCAAACCUUGGCUACAAAAUUGGGUGUUGUAACUGGGCUUCAUUUAGCUGAAAUGUGCUACAGGCAGUACAAAAAGUUUCCCAGGCUGAUAUUAUGGAUUAUGGUUGAGAUUGCUGUCAUUGGGUCGGAUAUGCAGGAAGUCAUAGGCACCUCGAUUGCUAUAUAUCUUUUGUCGAAUAAAGUUGUUCCUCUAUGGGGCGGUGUUCUUAUAACCAUAGCCGACACAUUUACAUUCCUAUUCCUCGACAAAUUCGGCUUAAGAAUCCUGGAAAUGCUUUUCGCAGUCCUCAUAGGCGUUAUGGGGAUAACGUUUGGUUACGAAUAUAUUGUAUCAGGUCCAGACCAAAUGGACGUAGUCAAAGGAAUUUUCAUACCAUGGUGCAAAGACUGCGAUUCAAGCGUUUUACUGCAAGCUGUUGGUGUUAUAGGGGCCGUUAUUAUGCCCCAUAACCUGUACCUCCACUCAGCCCUGGUAAAAUCCAGGGAUAUCGAUAGAAAAAAUAAUAAAAAAUUGAACGAAGCUAGAAAAUACUAUUUUAUCGAAAGCUCCAUGGCUCUAGUAUGCAGUUUCAUUAUAAAUGUUUUUGUUGUAUCUGUUUUCGCCAAUGGUUUGUUUCAGAAGACCAACAAUCAACUGCUCAACCAAUGCGGUAAUAACACAGAAAUGUAUAAAAAAGCUGUAGAAGUGUUUCCUAUGGAUGAUGAGUAUGUAGACGCCGACAUCUACAAAGGCGGCAUAUUCUUGGGGUGCGCCUAUGGCACCCUAGCAAUGUACGUAUGGGCCAUAGGUAUCCUAGCUGCGGGUCAAAGUUCAACCAUGACAGGGACGUACUCAGGACAAUUCGCCAUGGAAGGUUUUUUAAACUUAAAGUGGGACAAAUGGAAGAGAGUGCUUUUUACUAGAAGCAUAGCUAUGAUCCCCACAUUUUUUACAGCUUUCUUUAGCUCUUUGAACGAUUUGACCACGAUGAACGAUUAUUUGAACGCUGUUAUGAGUCUGCAGCUGCCGUUUGCUGUGAUACCGUGCAUUGCUUUUACCAGUAACCCGAAAAUUAUGGGAGAGUUUGUGAAUGGAAUGUUGACUAAAGUAGUCUCAGUGAUCCUGAGCAUCGUCGUGAUAGGAAUAAACAUAUUUUUUGUUGUGGAAAAACUGUCUGCCAACCAAUUUGACACAGGCCUACUUUUCCUUAUUUUCUUGGUUGCUUUAAUGUACAUCUUAUUCGUCGUAUAUCUGGGAAUACAUUUGUAUAUUUCUUUUGGAGAUAAACAAAUUGAAAGCCAUCCCAUGAUUCAGAUGAUGGUGGUCCCACCCGAGAUGAAUGUCCCGAAAAAUAAAAUUUAGGAUUUACUUUGUAAUUUAUUAUUUUUUUGUUUAUUUUUAUACGUUUUUGUAUAAAGUGAUUUAAUU